AUGCAGUCCUCGCGAAUCACCGUGCAUUUACCAACUAGAGACUUGCGCGAUGCGGGCCUUGAAAGAACGCAGCAAUCUAGCGCUUCAGAAGAUAGAGAUAUCUGGGCCGAUUUCACAACUCUGGUCGAGGAUGAGGGAACUCAGCAAGAACCUAGUAUACCCGACCAUACUACCUCAGCUAGCCAUAUUCCCAACGAUUUUAUAUCUUCCGCCGCGCAAGGUAGUCAAGAUUUUGCAGCUAAUAAAUCGUUUAAUCCCAAGUCGUACGAAAUUGCGUCGCUGAUUCCCGCUACCGCUACAGGGGAGAAUGAUUCCAUGGCCGCCUGUGUGGGGAAUCCUGAUGCCGAUACCAGCACUGUGGAGAUCACGACAUCCUCCUACACUGGUGUUUCACGACAUACCGCGGCUCAAGCGCCAUUGAGGUCUAUCGGGACCGGGUUCGAAGCUGCCCCGUAUAUCGAUCAGAGCUUCGAUUCGGCGGUCCCUGCAGCUUCAGAUUCAUCCUCAGCCUAUCUACCUUUGGAGACCACGCCAGCUACAGACAUAACAUCCGUAGCGUCGAAGAUGUACGAGCACAAUGCCGUCGAGCUGAAAAGAAAUUGUCAGAGUUGCGGAGGAGAUUUGUUCGCGUGCAAGCGCGGAAAGCCCUCAGACGCGCUGAAAUCGGAAUAUCAGGAGCAACUCUUGUGGAUCAUGCGCCAACUGGACUUGAAUCCUCAUACCGCAGAGAAGUGGGCCAUAUUCAGCCCUCGAUAUCACGAUCACAGUGCUCUCAAGAUCAAGAACCUGCUGCAUCGCCGAACAGACGCCGUGAACGUGACAAAUUUCAUUUUUCGCUGUUGUCAAUUCAUCCUGGAAGAGAUCCACACAGACUCCUGCCCUUACAUUAGAGCCCAACUGCGUAUACAUAAUUAUACGGACAAUACCAAGGCCAAGCGCGAUUUAGGUCGAUGUUAUGAAGCUAUUCGUAGCCUAAAUCUUUCUAGCCUGACUUGGGGACAUCGAGCCGGUCCUCGCCUCUCGAUUGAAACAUCGAAGUUACUGAGUGAUCAGGCUCAUACAGCCUACACUAUCAGCACGUCUUCCGAUCACUUUUCCGAACGGAUGUCCGAUGAACGUUGGGGGGACUUGUCCAAAAAUCCUGGAAAGCGCUCAUACGGACACAUGAGUACCAAUACGACCUCAGAAGCAACUGAUACUUCCAAGGUCGUCAAAACGGCCAGUGUGUCAGAACAGCAAUGUGGUGGGAAACUCUUAUCUUGCAACUUCACAAAGGACCGGGAAAUAGCUCCCUUGAAAGAGGAACAUGCCAAGCUUUUGUACUGGCUGCUGGGAACACUGGAUAUGUCUCUGAAACCAAACAGACAGUGGCAUCUAUUCAACAAGGAGUAUCGCUCCUCUCAACGUAGCUCUAUUGCUGCCUUGAGCUCUAUUCUGGAUUCGAGCGAGAACCAAAAGCUAUUGAGCUACUUUAUCGUUUGGUGCUUGAAGCAUAUCUCUUACGUCCAUCACAACGGAGGAUGCCCGUACCUGGCAGAGAUAUGCCAAGCGCACGAUAUUAGAACUUCGAUCAGAACUCCUAGGAAUGAGACUUGCAUUGAUACGACUUAUGAAAAGCUCGUCAUUCUAGAGGAGGAACUAUGGCUCAAGGGUCCGCCACCUAUCGGGCCGCGAGCGCAAGACUACAAGAUGCCGCCAGAUGGCUUCUGA
Messenger RNA from Filobasidium floriforme, 1710 nucleotides. RefSeq lists its product as uncharacterized. Lineage: Eukaryota; Fungi; Basidiomycota; Tremellomycetes; Filobasidiales; Filobasidiaceae. Bases 1 to 1710 code for a protein of 569 amino acids. The transcript has 3 exons. The record is from RefSeq and is a predicted model, not a curated record.